This is a messenger RNA of Carlito syrichta (Philippine tarsier), 6532 nucleotides long. Its product is annotated as collagen alpha-1(XXV) chain. The record is from RefSeq and is a predicted model, not a curated record. The coding region runs from base 1 to 1473 and encodes 490 amino acids. Lineage: Eukaryota; Metazoa; Chordata; Mammalia; Primates; Tarsiidae. The transcript is spliced from 30 exons.
AUGGUGUUUCCUAAAAUCAAUCAUGGGUUUCUCUCUGCUGAUCAGCAGCUCAUAAAACGCCGCCUGAUUAAGGGUGACCAAGGACAGGCAGGGCCUCCAGGACCUCCAGGCCCUCCAGGCCCUAGAGGACCACCUGGGGACACAGGGAAAGACGGCCCCCGCGGAAUGCCUGGAGUUCCCGGCGAACCAGGCAAACCAGGAGAACAAGGCUUAAUGGGUCCUCUGGGGCCUCCAGGACAAAAGGGUUCCAUUGGAGCACCUGGAAUUCCAGGGAUAAAUGGGGAAAAGGGUGAACCCGGGUUGCCUGGAGUAGUAGGACAGAAUGGAACACCAGGACCAAAGGGAGAACCUGGAGAACAAGGAGAAAAGGGAGAUGCUGGAGAGAAUGGUUCCAAAGGAGAUACGGGCGAAAAGGGUGACCCCGGAUCAUCUGCUGCAGGAAUUAAGGGAGAACCUGGAGAAUCUGGUCGUCCAGGGCAAAAGGGUGAACCAGGGCUUCCUGGGCUUCCUGGACUUCCGGGGAUAAAGGGAGAACCAGGUUUCAUUGGUCCUCAGGGAGAACCAGGCUUACCAGGGUUACCAGGCACAAAAGGUGAACGUGGGGAAGCAGGACCUCCUGGAAGAGGUGAGCGAGGGGAGCCUGGAGCCCCUGGACCAAAGGGAAAACAAGGUGAAUCAGGAACUAGAGGCCCAAAAGGGUCAAAGGGUGAUCGUGGAGACAAAGGGGACUCUGGAGCUCUGGGACCAAGAGGUCCACCUGGUCAAAAAGGAGAUCAAGGAGCUACCGAGAUCAUAGACUACAAUGGCAACCUUCAUGAAGCCUUACAGAGGAUUACCACCUUAACUGUCACGGGCCCCCCUGGACCUCCUGGACCUCAAGGACUACAAGGACCAAAGGGUGAGCAGGGAUCUCCAGGAAGCCCAGGAGCUGAUGGAGAGCAGGGACUCAAAGGUUCAAAGGGAGACAUGGGGGACCCAGGUAUGCCAGGUGAAAAAGGAGGAAUUGGACUUCCUGGAUUGCCGGGAGCCAAUGGAAUGAAAGGAGAAAAAGGAGACUCUGGAAUGCCGGGUCCUCAGGGUCCUUCUAUCAUAGGCCCACCAGGCCCACCAGGUCCUCAUGGUCCACCCGGUCCCAUGGGACCCCACGGACUUCCUGGACCAAAGGGUACAGAUGGUCCUAUAGGACCCCAUGGCCCUGCAGGUCCCAAAGGAGAAAGAGGUGAAAAAGGAGCUAUGGGAGAGCCUGGACCCAGAGGGCCCUACGGCCUACCUGGGAAAGAUGGAGAGCCUGGUCUUGAUGGCUUCCCUGGUCCACGGGGUGAGAAGGGUGAUCUAGGAGAAAAGGGAGAAAAGGGAUUCCGUGGCGUUAAGGGGGAAAAAGGGGAGCCAGGCCAGCCUGGCCUGGAUGGGCUGGAUGCCCCUUGCCAAUUGGGACCUGAUGGAUUACCCAUGCCUGGCUGUUGGCAAAAGUGAUGAAUCUAACCUUCCGAGCAUGAAGUUGUGUAUAUAAUGGUUCACUUUUUAUAUUUAUAGUUGAAAACCAAAUUGCAGAUUUUACAAGUCUGAGAUAUGUUUACACAGGGCUGCUUCUUUCUGUUGGCAGUAGAAAACAUGUCCAUCUUUUCUCCACUUACAUCUGAAAUUGGGCAAUUUUGUGAAACCAGUCAGAAGUCUGCAAAAAAAAAAAAUAGAUCGGUAUCUCUUUAUCUUAUGUGAAGAUAUGUAUUUAUAUGGACAAAUCAGUGAUAGAGAAUGAUUGUACUUGCUAUUUUCUUACUUUGGGCUUGUUAAUUGCAUGGACAAAAAGUGCCAUGAAAUAGUUUACAUGAAAUUGUGGCCAAAUAUGGACUCAAAGCUAUGAAAAAGUACCAUACUGACUGAUGUCAGUGUUUAUUGUCGCGUUCCCAUUCACCUUUCCUAUUCGCAUUGAUUCAUGCCCACAUUGCCCAUUGAAACUGACUAAAAAAGCAUGACUGUGUGCCAAACCUGCUUGCUGUGCAACUUCAGAUGCUAGCAUGCUGAUCGAGAGUCCUCUGAUUACAUCUGAGCUUUUAUUUCUUUUGUCAUCCCAAGGGGGUCACACCGUGGCUUAUUGCCAAAAAGAGAUAAGGUGGUGGAGAGCACACAUACAUUUGUUUUAUAUUUUGAGGGAGUUGUAGUCCCAACUGCAGACACAACUUCCAGUAUUGUGGGCUCGUGUGACCAUCUUGGUUAAAAUAUCAAGGGGUUGAUUGAGCCUGUUGCUGGCACCAGUUUUCCUUGUGCUGCCUUUGGCAGUGAAGACACCAGAAGAGGACGGGUUUAGCCUCCAGCGCUGUGUCUCAUGUGACCAAGUGGGAAAGAGGUUUACAAAGGCAAACACCCAGAACUGCAGACUUUUUUUUUUUUUUUAAUAAACUUAAUUCCAGCAAGUGUUAAUAUGGGUGCUUUUGGAAAAUGACAGAGGCAUACAGCACUCCUUUUGAAAUAGGCGGUUCUUGGAAUGACAGCCCCUGAACCUGAGGAAAAAGGGUAUGUACAUCCCACCGAGCUCAGGAUGCUGAAGAAAUAACAUGUUCCGAGAACAGGUUGGCCAAAACCCACCUCUCCUGAAGAUGUGGGGGAGCUUGCUGGUACAUUCUCUACCAAAGUUGAUGUGAGAGCUGUUCUUCCUUCUAACAUCUAACCUAUAUCAGACAUUUUCUACAAAGUUCUUGAAACAGAAAGAUAUUUUCUAUUCUUUCUCAUACUUUUUUUCUUUUCUUAGUCCCAGGAAUAUUUAGAAAAGAUUUGUUUUAGUUUUUGUAACAUCUGUUUUGAACAAUUUUUUAAGGGAAAGUCUUCAAAUCAAAAUGAUUUGACUCCACCUUGUACUCUUGUUUUGGACAAUUGAAGAGAAUAUAGAAGAAGCUCCUCUUUCACGUUAAUCAUUGUAAAGCAUCAAAGUUAAGCAUUUUUUUCAGUACUUUCUGAGAUUUUUUACAUGAUGAAUUACAUGAUGAAUGUAACAUACAUAGAGAUUAUCAGUUAAUAUAAAGCCAAGAUUUUGUCACAUUUAAUAAUAUUAACUAAUUUCUAUUCCUUAUGGUUCUAAGUUUUGUCUAUAUUUAGAUUUCUUUUAUAUAUAUAUAUUUCUGAAUGUUUGUCUUAUCCUCUUAUCCACAGACCAAAUCUGAGAUCUCAGAAAGCUGUGAAAUAUAGUUGCCAUAAAGAGUGAUUGUCAUCUACUUGCUCAAAAAUUACCUAGCCACAUUAGGCUGAGCAUUUCUUUGCACAGUAAAGAGUUGACAGCAUGUUUUGAAAUGGCUUCUUCUAAGUGGAAAGGCUACAAUAGGAGAAACACAAUGAGGAGGAGUCACCUUUUCUGCCCAUUAGUGCAUUUCGUUUGUCUCACUGCCAUUUUGUGGGAAAAUUUCUAGUUUCAUGCAUAGGUUUUCACCACCAGAGGGGAAAUCAGGUCAUCAUUGUCUUAUGGUAACAACUGUUAAGAUAUAAGACCAGUAUCCUGAGGUCCUUAUGGUCUCUUUUAUAACCAAACGAUCAGUCUAUAAAAAAAUGAUAUUUUUUUCAAUUACUUUUUCAAGGCUAGAGAGAUGUUUAAACUAUUAGACCAGUCCAAUUGGAAGUAACAUUCCAUACCCCUAAGUCAAUUUACCAUUUUUUAAAUAAUGGAGGACAUUUUCUAACAACUUUUUAUAUGACAUGGUGUUAGGACAAAGUACUGCUCAAUGUCUGAAACAAUUUGUCUUAAACAGUUUGGAAAAAUGAACUGAAGUGGGUAUAACUACACUUUCUUCAGGAAAACAAACUAGAAUAUCUUGAGAAACGUCUGGUGACUAUAUUUCUUUCUUUCUAUCUUUCUUUCUACUCCUAUAGUAGAAAGAGGUAUUGGAAUGGAUCACUAUUUAAAACUCACACAGCUUCAGAAGAGAAUACCUCAACAUCAAAAGAAAAACACUCCAUGUAUAAAAAAUAUUUUUAACACAGUCCUUUAUUAUAGAAUGCUUUUCCAUCCUAUUUGUGUAUUGAGUUUGUGCUUUAUAACUGAUUUGACAACAUUGACUUAUUUCACAACUAAAGGAAGUUGUAAACAUUCAUUACAUUUAUUCCCUUGAGAAAAACAAAAGGAUGAUGAUACUUCUUGUUCAGUGGAAUUGCUAGGUCUUAACCACCAUGGAUAAUCUUAACUUUCUGGUUGCCAAAAUAUUUUCAAGCAUCCAUUUUGUCAUCAGUAUAGAGAAUCUUCACAUCAUUUCUAAAUGAACUCAUGAAUUAUGUUUGUUGAUAAUUAUGUUUGUUGUUGUUAGGUAAAAUAUUUUCUGUAAAGAUUUAUUUCUUGUAAUUUAUAUUAUUGGAUAGAGAGAUGAGAAAAUGCCACAUGAAAGACACAUUGGAAAUAAGGCAAGGUCAAUUCCUAUUUCUGAUAAGACAUCUUUGAAAGAUGCCAAAUUGAUAGGUGUUUUAGGUUUAAAGUUGUUUUCCAUUCAUGUUGGUGGGUGCUAAUGUAUUUCUUUUCUUUUUUUCUUGUGGACAAUGCAACUACUAUGGAUAAUUUCAUUUUUCUGUUUAAUAGCAUUCCUAAAUCAUUAGUGUGUGAUUUUAUUUUUAAAGUUCAUGAAUUUGCUAUAGUUAGGGUUCAGUAAGCAGUCUUUCUUAACAUAAAACAAAACAGUGUACUUGUAACUGAUGUGUGUUUACUCGGAUCUUGGAUCUCCUGAUUUAACAUUCAUGUCACACAUCAUAGGCCUUUAUCAACUUUCGUUCGUCUCCUCUUUUCCAUUCACUCGUCUUUUAGUUUCUGUGAUUUGAUGAAACAUGGAAAACCAGUGUUAGAGAAGUCUGCACAUACCAUGUAAAGUACCUAGGGCACAAAUAGGCCUAACUUUUUCUUUCAGUCUUCAUUACUCAUUAGCAAAAGCAGUCUUGGAGGAUUUUCCUCUCUCAUGUGAUUUUAUAGAGCAUGUAAGAAUAUCUUUAAUUUCUUCUAGAAGGAAGGUUUUGUGUUUGAACUUGCAGUCUGUGUACAUGAUGUUUUAAUGGAACAGUCAAGAACUUACACAUGUCUUUGGUCUAACUGAUAUAUAUAUAUAUAUAUAUAUCAGUUAGUUUAGAAAAUGGUCUAAUCAGCAUGUCAGCACCUAUGGAAAAAUUAUCCUUGGUAUUUUAUAUUUAUAUUGCCUGGGAAAUGUGCUUAAUUUCUAAUUUUUAAAAAAAUGUUACUAUUGAAGCAUAAAAAGCUAAUAUCAUUUGUUUUUUUCACCACUAUAUAGUGUCUUACUCAGAAUUGGACUGUUCCUGUGUGAUAGUGUUUUAACAUCUUCCAAGUGAUCAUAAGGAACAUAUAGAUGCUUACAUCUGAAACCCUGAUUUACUUUAUUUCUUGAUCAUCAAAUUAUAUUGAUAUUCCACACUACUAAAAAAUAGGCCUUCUAAUUCCUAAACAACAUCUAAACACUGCUAUCUCUAGGAAGUCAAAUAUCCAUAAGAACCUUAUCUUUCCAAAAAUAGUAAGUAAAACAAUUACAUGUGAUUCUGCUAUUCAAAUUAUACAUCUCUGGCGGAAUUAACAUACUUAGAGACACUUCUCUAACUUAAAUUUUUACUGAAUUUUGUUUUUUGCUAAUCAAAUACUAAUAAACAUAUUAAUGGUAUUUUUCACUAAAAUAUAUAUUUAAAUGCAUAAAAUUGCCUAUGCUGCUUAUUGACAGAACUGUCCUUUUGGGAAUAGGAAGACUUUUUCAACCUGAACCAUUAUGUAUGAUUUAUUGACAACUUAACAAAGAAAAUGCCAACAUUUGUCAAAAUGCAGUUGAUAACUCUCACACAUCCCAGAAAUAUAAAUAAAUUGGAUUCACAAAAGAAUGUCUUACACAUGGUUGACAUUUAUGUGAAUAUUCUUUAUACUGUUGUAAAUGUUUCAUUCAACUUAAUAACAUUUUUAAAAGAUGUAUGUAUCUGAUUUUUCUUUAGAAAAUAUUAUAUUUUUAUUUGUAUUUUUUACAUUUUAAAGUUCAUCUCUAUGUGCAGCUAUUUUUAUAUUGCCAAAAAAUUCACAUAAAUACAAAAUAAGUAGAAAAUGAAAAAAAAUUUUUUUGGCAAGCAUUACACUGCAUAUUUUUUUUUAAGUGUUUGUGAGCCAGUCUCAUGUAAUUGAUUAUUCUAAGAAUGUGUUGUGUCUUAUCACUGUAAAUAUGGCACAAACCAGUUUAAAUCAAUAGUGUAAAUAAUUUAAAGAUUUAAUUCUCUCUGUUUGAUUUCUUAUUUCAAUUUCACUGUAAUUUCUCCAAUUGACAUUACUGAAUCAAAAGACGCAUGAAGUUUUUGAUUUGCAGUUUGGAGAUAAUUGCAUUAUGUUCAGUUUGUAAUUUGUUUUCAUUUGCUUUUUAAACUUGUUUUCAUGGUCCCUAGUUUGUGAGAAGUUGAUCUUCAGAAUUAUUUUUACACUAUUUAUGACUUAUUUUCACAAUGUAAAAAGUGUGUAAUUAUUACAAUAUUAAUCCAAACAGUGAUAAUGAAUUGUAUUGUUAUAAAGCUUUAUUGAUGUUCAUGAAAA